AUGUUCGGAAAGGUGACCCUGCACGAGAUGACAGCUGCCUUGGUACGUCGGCGCGCAGCAUGGUUCGGCUCGACACCAGCUGCUGAACGACACCGCACCAUCGUCAUCGUAGGUGCGUCAUUUGCAGGGUAUUAUGCCGCUCGUUUUCUCGCGUUGGGUCUUUCGCCGUAUAGUCGUUACCGUGUCGUCAUCAUCGAGCCAAACAGCCACUUCCAGUUCUCGUGGGUUUUACCGCGCUAUUGCGUUGCUAGUGGCCAUGAACACAAGGCGUUUAUCCCUUAUGGUGGUCAUAUUCGUGGAGCACCGCAGGGGUCGGUUCAAUGGGUACGCGACCGUGUCAUUGAGGCGACCAAGGCUAGUGUCAAGCUUGAAGAGAGUGGGGAAAUGCCCUACGACUAUCUCGUUAUCGCGACCGGUUCGGGUGUCCAGCAUGGCCUUCCCUCACGAGUAAACGACACGGAGAAACUUAGCGGCAUGAAGCAACUUCAAGCCAUGCAGACACGUAUAAAAGAUGCGAACCGAAUCGUUAUUGCCGGUGGGGGAGCGGCUGGCGUUGAACUUGCGGCCGAUGCGAAAGACCUGUACCCGGAGAAGAAGGUUGUCCUCGUGCACUCCAGAAGUACGCUGAUGCACCGAUUUGGUGAAUGUCUACAGGAUGAGGCGUUGAAGUCAGUGAAAGCAUUGGGCGUUGAGAUCAUCUUUAACGACCGUGUGGUGUACGAGGACACCGACACGUGUACCGUCUCGCUAGAAAGUGGGAGAGUCAUGAAGUGUGAUUUCUUUAUCAAUUGCACUGGUCAGAAACCAUCAUCUGAUGCCUUCUUAGGGCUCUCGCCUUCAAUAUUAACGCCGAGCGGUCACAUCAAAAUCAAGCCAACACUACAGAUCGCGGAUGAUAGCCUACCAAACGUAUAUGUUUGUGGCGACGUUGCUGACACAAAAGCACCAAACACAAAUGCGUUCAUAGCAACCUGUCAAGGUGGCAUCGUUGCCGACAACAUCCUGCUAGCAGUAGAGGGUAAAGCGCCCCGACACAAGUACGAGCACAUGUGGUUAGAUAAUUCUAUUAAAUUGACACUGGGAUUGCAUCGUUCGGUAAUGCAUUUCGGCGUGGGGUUGUCGGCGCUAAACUUCGAGUUAAAGGUAAAAGAGGAGCUCAUGGCGGCUGAAUGUUGGACACAUCUCGGAGAAAGGCCAUAUAAAGAUGCCAGUAUGGACAACAGUGCAAAGGAAACCGAGAAUGCAUAG
Molecule: messenger RNA, 1248 nt
Organism: Aspergillus affinis
Lineage: Eukaryota; Fungi; Ascomycota; Eurotiomycetes; Eurotiales; Aspergillaceae
Product: NAD(P)/FAD-dependent oxidoreductase
Exons: 4
Coding region: 1-1248 (415 amino acids)
Cellular component (GO): cytoplasm
Molecular function (GO): electron-transferring-flavoprotein dehydrogenase activity; flavin adenine dinucleotide binding
Source: RefSeq, a predicted model, not a curated record